AAGACCCUCUUGCUUGCUCUUAUAAAUUCUCCCUGAGAAUGAUAACCCCUUGUUCUCCUAAGUUAAGAGAUGUUCGUGUCUUUCAUUGAUAAUGGCGGACGACGGCAUGUCCAUUGUACCAUACGGAUCUUCUAACUCCGAUGUCGUACUACGCCAUAAUGACUCCGUCGUGGUUUUUGAUCGGGACUCUCAGCAGCUAGUACUUCGGAAUACAACUAAGAGCAAUGCCGACAUUGACUUGACCGAUUGUCCUUAUUGCCAUCGUCCACUGCACGAUAGCGGCGCAGGACAAGAAAGCCGUCACACAAGUCCAGGAGGACAACCUGAGUUUGUCAAUCCCAACUAUUUUCGCAUGCUUCAUAGGAGUCUUCCUAGCUCUACAAACUCGUCAACUUCAUCAUCCCCCCACCGACGCCUCGUCCAGCCGGCUCUUCCAGAUGGCCCGACCAGCGAACCAAGCGGGGGUACGUCCGCUUCCCAGGGUAUAUCGUCGGCCGCAUUCAUCCCAAACUACUUCAAGAAGUUUUUUGUCGAGGAAGGAAUUCUAGGCAAAGGAGGCAAAGGAGUUGUCUUGCUCGUGAAACAUGUGUUGGAUGGUGUGUCCCUAGGACACUACGCUUGCAAACGCGUACCUGUCGGAGAUGACCACGAAUGGCUUGAGAAGGUACUCGGAGAGGUACAAUUGUUACAGCAUCUCUCACAUCAAAAUCUCGUGUCUUACCGUCACGUAUGGCUUGAAGAUGCGAAGAUCACCACAUUUGGGCCAAGUGUGCCUUGCGCGUUCAUCCUUCAGCAAUACUGCAACGCCGGUGACCUGCACAACUACAUCUGUGGAUCGGUACAAACAUCUACAACUGCCCAACAAUUGAAAGAGCGUCUAAGGAGGAAGUCCAGAGGCGAGCCGGAUCCUCGUACCGAUCCUACCGAAUUUCGCAAACUCCACUUUGAGGAGAUAUACUCGUUCUUCAAAGAUAUCACAUCCGGGCUUCGAUAUCUCCAUGCGAAUGGCUACAUCCACCGUGAUCUCAAGCCUAAUAAUUGCUUAUUGCACAAAACCAGUGAUGGUAUACGCGUAUUGGUCAGUGACUUUGGCGAGGUCCAGGCCCAGGAUGCGAAACGACUCUCUACCGGGGCGACCGGAACUGUGUCGUACUGCGCACCCGAAGUGUUACGACGAGAUUAUCCUGGAGGGCCAUUUGGGAACUUUACGUUCAAAUCGGACAUCUUCUCAUUGGGGAUGAUUCUCUACUUUCUAUGUUUUGCACAGCUUCCCUACAGCAAUGCUGACCUUAUCCAUGAAGAGAGGGAAGAUCUUGAUCGGCUCAGGGAAGAAAUCAGCCAGUGGACUGGAUUUGAUGAUGCGCGCAGGAUGAGACCUGAGUUGCCUGAACAACUCUAUACCUUUCUAGAACGGCUAUUAUCUGUGAAUCCUGAUAGGCGGCCAUCUGCGGACGAUGUUUUGAACGGUCUUCAAGCUGGGGCUACUGUGAAUGAAAACAUCCGCUCCCGAAGGACCGGCUCCUCGGGCUCUGAAGGACACCCUAGUUCCAGGAUGCAAUUCAUUGAAAAUCAAACAUCUACUUCUUUCUCCAGGCCACCUACGUCUCCACGAAAACCAUUUUCACGGAGUCCGGUGGCUCUCCGACGUAACCCUCCAUACGAGUCCAAUGGAGGCGGUCCGGUGCCAUUUGUUGACGACAUGGGUCCUCACAAUGAAAGGAGGAUGUCUCUAAGCCCUGAAAGAGAUGUGGUUCUUCGAGCGAGGUACUCUGGUCCUCCACCUCUUCCACCUGUUGAAAAUGAGGCCGCUGAAGUGCAUGAAACUCGUGAAACUGUUCAGCAUUUACUUCCUCCACCCCCAAGUGGGGCGAUCCUGAUGAGGUAUUUCCCAUUCUUUUCAACCUUACUUUCUGACUUGCAGCUUCCGCUACAUACAGUUCAACUGGGAUUCUUUAUUCUAAAGGUUGUUUCAGCGUUCCAGCCCUGUAGUCCUCUUGCGGUGAACCCCUGGAUGUUCUAUCCUUUACUAUUGCUAGCAGCGUUGAACCUACGGACUCAAAGCAUCGGCAUGCAAACAAUGUUUCUCAUCUUACAUCUUUUUGCCGUUAGCCUCAGCAUGCAGUUUGGCGUUAUGUGCCUCUGGCAGAACCCACGGUUGAUGUUUUCAAAAUAAUCUUCGCUCCUGUUUUGUACUAUCACAACUCGGUGCUGCCAGCCCUUGUUGCUUUGCUCUUCUCUCCGACGGGGUCCAUUAUGAAUGUAUGUCAUUACGAGUUUUAGUUAUUUUCGAGAGCCUGAGCAUGUGUGCAUAACAAUCAAGCCACUGGAAAG
Messenger RNA from Aspergillus alliaceus, 2331 nucleotides. Its product is annotated as protein kinase IKS1. Lineage: Eukaryota; Fungi; Ascomycota; Eurotiomycetes; Eurotiales; Aspergillaceae. The transcript is spliced from 2 exons. Gene Ontology annotation, biological process: protein phosphorylation. The record is from RefSeq and is a predicted model, not a curated record. Gene Ontology annotation, molecular function: protein kinase activity; ATP binding. Bases 92 to 2173 code for a protein of 693 amino acids.